Pteronotus mesoamericanus is the source of this 1674-nucleotide messenger RNA. RefSeq names its product nicotinate phosphoribosyltransferase (gene NAPRT). Gene Ontology annotation, biological process: NAD+ biosynthetic process via the salvage pathway. NCBI's taxonomy places the organism in Eukaryota, Metazoa, Chordata, Mammalia, Chiroptera, Mormoopidae. The record is from RefSeq and is a predicted model, not a curated record. The transcript has 13 exons. Gene Ontology annotation, cellular component: cytosol. Gene Ontology annotation, molecular function: nicotinate phosphoribosyltransferase activity. Bases 17 to 1651 code for a protein of 544 amino acids.
CAGGCACUGGGGCAAGAUGGCAGCAGAGCAGGAUCCCGAGGGGCGCGCGGCGGCGCGGCCGCUGCUCACCGACCUCUACCAGGCCACCAUGGCGCUGGGCUACUGGCGCGCGGGCCGGGCGCAGGACCUCGCCGAGUUCGAGCUCUUUUUUCGCCACUGUCCAUUCGGCGGCGCCUUCGCCCUGGCCGCGGGGCUGCGCGACUGCGUGCGCUUCUUGCGCACCUUUCGCCUGUGCGACGCAGACGUGCAGUUCCUGGCCUCGAUGUUGCCUCCAGACACUGACCCCGCGUUCUUCGAGCACCUCCGGGCCCUUGACUGCUCCGGGGUGACGGUGCGGGCCCUGCCCGAGGGCUCCCUCGCCUUCCCCGGCGUGCCGCUGCUGCAGGUGUCGGGGCCGCUCCUGGUGGUGCAGCUGCUCGAGACUCCCCUCCUCUGCCUGGUCAGCUACGCCAGCCUCAUCGCUACGAACGCGGCGCGGCUUCGCCUGAUCGCGGGGCCAGAGAAGCGGCUGCUGGAGAUGGGGCUGCGGCGUGCUCAGGGCCCUGACGGGGGCCUCACAGCCUCCACCUACAGCUACCUGGGGGGCUUCGAUGCCAGCAGCAAUGUGCUGGCAGGACAGCUGAGGGGCGUGCCCGUGGCGGGAACCCUGGCGCAUUCCUUCGUCACUUCCUUUUCAGGCACUGAGGUGCCCCCUGACCCGAUGUUGGCUCCAGCGGCUGGCCGGGGCCCCAGCGUGGAUCUGGCCACCCUUGUGGAGGCGUGGCUGGAGCGUGUGUGCGCCCACCUGGGGCUGGGAGUGCAGGAGCCACACCGGGGGGAGCGGGCGGCCUUUGUGGCCUAUGCCCUGGCCUUUCCCCGGGCCUUCCAGGGCCUGCUGGACACCUACAGUGUGAGGAGAAGCGGUCUCCCCAACUUCCUGGCCGUAGCCCUGGCCCUGGGCGAGCUGGGUUACCAGGCUGUGGGAGUGAGGCUGGACAGCGGCGACCUGCUUCGGCAAGCCCAGGAGAUCCGAGGGCUCUUCCAGGCCACAGCUGCCCAGUUCCAGGUGCCCUGGCUGGAGUCCGUCCCCAUCGCUGUCAGCAACAACAUCGACGAGGCAGAGCUGGCCCGGCUGGGCCGGGAGGGCAGCGAAGUGAAUGUCAUUGGCAUUGGCACCAGCGCGGUCACCUGCCCCCGCCAGCCUUCUCUGGGCUGCGUCUACAAGCUGGUGUCCGUGGGAGGCCAGCCGCGAAUGAAGCUGACCGAGGACCCCGAGAAGCAGACGUUGCCUGGGAGCAAGGCCGCCUUCCGGCUCCUGGGCUCCAACGGGGCUCUGCUAUUGGAUGUGCUGCAGCUGGCAGAGGAGCCCCCGCCCCAGGCUGGCCAGGAGCUGAAGGUCUGGCCUCGAGGGGCCCAAGCACCCUGCACCGUGCGGCCGGCCCGGGUGGAGCCACUCCUGCGGCUCUGGUUCCAACAGGGACAGCUGUGUGAGCCCCUCCCGUCUCUGGCAGAGUCCAGGGCCUUCGCCCAGCUGUCCCUGAGCCGCCUCAGCCCCGAGCACAAGCGGCUCACGCAGCCUGCGCCGUACCAGGUGGCGCUGUCUGAGAGGCUGCAGGCCCUGGUGCGCAAACUGAGCGACGGGGUCCCAUGUGAGCGCGCGGCAGGGCCGUGAACUUAACACGAGUCACACUGUCC